AUGGCAUUUCGUGAACACAACGAUUUAGCGAUUAGUAUUUAUUGGCAUAAAAAUAUAUUAAUUUUGAUUUCUAUUUCCAGAGACGAAUGGCAUUUUUUGCAUGAAUUACAAAUAAAAAGACAACAUCUGGGAGCAACAACGAUUUCUUAUAUAGAAUUAAAUCAAGGUGAUGAUACCAGUAGUCAGGAUUCAUCAGCACAAUUGGAUUCACGAAGCAGUAGCAAUAGUUUAAACGAGUCUUUUGGAGCACAACAAACCAAGUAUCAUCCACAUGACGAGGACAAGGAAAAGUCAAUGGAACUUAAAAGUAAAGAUAUAAAUGCUGAUGCCAUAGAACAUUUUAAAACCAAAUACAAUGAAAUAAAUGCGACCUCCUCCUCAUCAAACACUAAUGGGACAAAUAACCACAACGAAAUUAAUUUACACAAAUUAAACUCCCAACAUAUUGAAGAUUUAAAUGAAACAACCAAAAAUAUUUUAUCUUCUGCAGCAGAAAAUAAAUCGUAUGGUUACCAUGGUUUCUGUACAAAUUCCUGUAAAUGUAAUGUUGGAAUUAUAAAAAAUAUUAAUGCAAAUGAUAUCGUUAAUGAUAAUGAAGAAUUAGAACGUAUUCUUAAGCAAAAGCAGCACCAACAACAACAACAACCUGUAAAUAAAACCAGCAGUGACACAACUAUUGAAAUUAAAAAUUGUGAUUGCAAGAUGAAGGAACAGAAGCAAAAUGCAUUAAAUAAAUUAAAUAUCGCAAUUGAAAAUAAAUCAUAUUUUUCAAUUUUUUCAUCGGAAUCACGUAAAAAUCCCGAUAAAUCAAAAUUUGCUGGCAAACUAAAUAAAAAAACAAAAACUCAUCUUACUGGAAAUGAUGUUCACUGCAAUCGAGUGCCACUUUCUUGUGGAGAUUUACUUAAUAUUGCUCGACAGGUGGCUGUUGGUAUGGACUUUUUGGCCAAAAACAAAGUAGUUCAUCGUGAUUUAGCAGCAAGAAAUGUUUUGGUGGCUCCAGAUAGAACUGUCAAAAUUGCUGAUUUUGGUGCUUUUUAUUUUAUUUUACGAAGUUAUGAUUUAAUGUAUUCCUGUUGGCAUGCCGAACCUGGAAAGAGACCAACAUUUAAUGGCAUUAUACAAAAACUUGAUGAAAUGUUAACAUCAUUAAAUGACACAAAAGAUGCACCAACAAUUUAUUCCGAAGUGAAUAAAGAUUUAAAUAAGAAACAAGAGAGCAUACAAAACGUAGCUAGUGAUGAAUCGUACUUAAAACCUUUGCAAAUAAAGUCAAUUUAAAAAGUCUUUAAAUAUAUUUUUAUGAAUAUUAU
Molecule: messenger RNA, 1313 nt
Organism: Lucilia cuprina (Australian sheep blowfly)
Lineage: Eukaryota; Metazoa; Arthropoda; Insecta; Diptera; Calliphoridae
Product: probable serine/threonine-protein kinase ifkC
Exons: 5
Coding region: 1-1281 (426 amino acids)
Biological process (GO): positive regulation of kinase activity; protein phosphorylation; cell surface receptor protein tyrosine kinase signaling pathway
Cellular component (GO): signaling receptor complex
Molecular function (GO): ATP binding; transmembrane receptor protein tyrosine kinase activity
Source: RefSeq, a predicted model, not a curated record